Molecule: messenger RNA, 1868 nt
Organism: Esox lucius (northern pike)
Lineage: Eukaryota; Metazoa; Chordata; Actinopteri; Esociformes; Esocidae
Product: 5-hydroxytryptamine receptor 1E
Exons: 2
Coding region: 473-1603 (376 amino acids)
Biological process (GO): adenylate cyclase-activating adrenergic receptor signaling pathway
Cellular component (GO): membrane
Molecular function (GO): G protein-coupled receptor activity
Source: RefSeq, a predicted model, not a curated record
UAAGGUGACGAAACCAAAAGCAGCCAAGUGGCUGUAGAAAUUGGCAGAAUGAUUUGCAUGCGUUCUCCCGAUGAACUUGACAGUUUUAUAACAAUGCGAUCGGUGCAGAGCUAUGUCCAAUUCGACUCUAAUGGCCCGGUUUAUUCCAAGGAACUACGGACCCGCAUUGGAAAAUCUUCGGUGGGCAAAUGUGAGGACACCUGAUGAAGGGUUCUGUGCGUGCAAUCAAGCCGCGGGAAAUUGGGCUAAAAAAAAAUCCCCCGCCUGGUUGAAGUCUACAUACGUGCAGCAGAGAUUACAGGACGGACGGUUUGGCUCUAUCCAUUUACAUGAAUAAUGGGAAAUGACAGUCCAAAAGAGUUUGGAAAAACAAACCACGUGUAUUACAGGGUGACCCUUGACCCGUAGUGGGCAUCCUAUCCCUGGGAGAGAGUCCGUCCAGCAGAAGCGGGAGAGCCAACCCUGUCUGGGGAUGGAGAGGUACCUUGGAGGCAGUUCCACGGGUCCCAAUGUCACCAACAGCACAGGAGCCCCAGACAGCUCUUUCCCGGGGGUGGUGUUCACGGACAGGACGGUGGUGCUGGCGGUACUCCUGGGGCUUCUUACCCUCCUCACUGCGCUGGUCAACGGUGCUGUCAUCACAGCCAUCUGCACAACCAGGAAGCUCCACCUGCCAGCCAACUACCUGAUCUGCUCCCUGGCGCUCACCGACUUCCUCGUGGCCCUCCUGGUCAUGCCGGUCAGCAUCCUCUACAUCGUCACGGAGACCUGGUCGUUGGGCCAGGUGGUGUGCGAGGCCUGGCUGAGUGUGGACAUGACGUUCUGCACCUGCUCCAUCCUGCACCUAUGCGUCAUAGCGCUGGACCGCUACUGGGCCAUCACCAAAGCCAUCGAGUACGCCCGCAAGAGGUCGGGCCGCCGGGCCGCCGUCAUGGUGGGCGUCGUCUGGAUCAUCUCGGUCUUCAUAUCCAUCCCGCCUCUUUUCUGGAGGCACCGGCCCGGGAGCCAGGGCCCGAAACAGUGCAUCAUAGAGCACGACCACGUGGGCUACACCGUCUACUCCACGUUCGGAGCGUUUUACGUACCCAUGACACUCAUCCUCGUCCUGUACUAUAGGAUUUACAGCGCGGCCAAGACGCUCUAUCAGAAGCGGGGCUCGUCGAGGCAUCUGAGCAGUCGGAGUGCCGAAAGCCAGAACUCUUUUAAACACUGCCGUGUGGCGCACACCUUCUGUGUGUCGGACCUCUCCACCUCAGACCCCACUCUGGAGUUUGACAGGAUCAACGUGAACAUCCGCAUCCCUUCCUUUGAGACGGAGAUGGAGGCGGCCGACGAGAGGAACCAGAUUUGCACCUCCCGGGAGAGGAAGGCGGCACGUAUCCUCGGUCUAAUCCUGGGGGCUUUUAUCCUCUGCUGGCUGCCAUUUUUUUUAAAGGAGCUCCUUGUGGGCUUACAGCUCAUAACUGCCUCGCCACAAGUGUCAGACUUUCUAACCUGGCUUGGCUACGUCAACUCACUCAUUAACCCUCUGCUCUACACCAGCUUCAAUGACGAUUUCAAGUUGGCCUUUAAGAAACUGCUCAGACGAAAGCAGCGUCCGUAGGCCCUCCAUAGGCUCGUAUGGAACAUACAGCAUUGCCCCAUUGAGGUUGACAUUUGCAUUGAUGUCAGUUAUCAGAUGCUCUUAUCCAGACUGACUUAAGGUAGUGAAUGCAUUAAUUUACUCACUUUUUCUGUUCUGGACCUACGUGGGAAUCUAACCCACAGCCCUGGCAUUGCAAGCGCCAAGCUCAUACCAAGGGAGCUACACAGAACCCCAUCAGAGAAUGUAUGAAGGAAGAUUCAGUGCAGUGUGUCAAUUGGAUAUA